Molecule: messenger RNA, 1422 nt
Organism: Wallemia mellicola CBS 633.66
Lineage: Eukaryota; Fungi; Basidiomycota; Wallemiomycetes; Wallemiales; Wallemiaceae
Exons: 2
Coding region: 1-1422 (473 amino acids)
Source: RefSeq, a predicted model, not a curated record
AUGCAGCAAAUUGAUCUAAAGGAACUAUACUUAACAACACUCCACCAGUUUGAAGAAUACUAUGACCUUUUAUUCGAGAAGACAUACGCAGAUAUUUUCAAGUCAUUUGAGAGCUUUUUAAAGAGUUUCUUAGAAGUUCAACCAAAACAGACUAUCGCAUUCAACAUCCAGAAUGGCUGGUUACCGGGAUGGCCCGCCUUCGUCGUAAUUGAUAAGAACCUUAACGGACAUGUAUGCAUCGAAGAGAAAGUUGCGAAAAAUUACUUCAAAUUACUGUCAAAAAGAUUCCAAACCGAUAAAAUCAGAAUACCUAGGUACUGUUCCUCCGUCUGUCCGCAUCCUGAUUUCAAGCCGACCGAGGUGAAGUAUAUAAAAGACUAUUCAAAUUAUGCAUACCUUUAUCACAGUUUUAGCAGCCACGUUGCAUCUAUUCAGCGCACGAGAGUACGCAGAGGUUCACCAAGAGAGUGUUCAAAGUUAUGGCUAUCCAGGAAGCAUACAUUUCUCGCAUUGGAUGCAGACUUCUGGGAGAACGUUCCAGCAAAUAUCAUCGAAUUCGGCUAUGCAGUCUGUAGAGCUGGGUACCUUACUUCAAGGGAUGAUGUACAUUGGCCACCAAUACCUGUUGAUAACUACCGCAGAGCCCAUUACAAAGUCCGCGGACUUCGUAUCGAAGGAGGUGUGAAGCCGUUUGUUUUUGGUGACACCAAGACAAUACAGAAGAUAUCAGUGAAUGUUAUCUUAGAUUCACUCAUAAGCUCACUCUCAAGCCCCGAAACAAGCUCAGAGGCCAACGACCUUGUCAUUCUCGGUUAUGGUAUCCACGAUAAACUUAAGAAUUUGAAGCUGGCCAUCCCUUCGAAUGUAUUAAUCAUUGACAUUGGGAAACUACAUCAGAUGAUGUAUGCUACAAUGGGAAUCUUCCCAUUAAGGUCACUACUUGACGCCCUUGGAUUAUGUUAUCAAAAUAGUUCAAUCGGUAACACAGGCAAUAACGCGAUGCACAUCCUCGAAGCAUACGCAAAGAUCUCAGAACAACUUGAUCUACCUAGUUUCAGAGGUAAUAUUGCAUCACCGGUACCUCGAACUAUAUCUUUAGAGAACAUUUCUGGCAACAGGACGAACAAAUCCAGCACAAGUUCUUCGGAGCAUAAAACGCCAGCAACAAAGAGAGUGACCUUUAACCAACCAGUCCAUCCAUUUCCAUCUCAAGCUCAUGGUAUUCCGGCGCCUAAUGUAUUCCCUCCAAUGAUGGCAUACUACCCAGGUCAACCUAUGAUGAGCCCAAUGAUACCGCCCCAAAUGAUGCAGCCACAUGUCGUAGAUUUCAGAAAUUCGACAGCAUUCAGACCAUCAAGCCAGAUGAAGAAUUUAGACCCUUAUCAGCAUUUUGACAAGAGAAAAUCAGCGUCAUAUGUUUAG